Molecule: messenger RNA, 3479 nt
Organism: Rhodamnia argentea
Lineage: Eukaryota; Viridiplantae; Streptophyta; Magnoliopsida; Myrtales; Myrtaceae
Product: U-box domain-containing protein 44-like
Exons: 4
Coding region: 647-3160 (837 amino acids)
Molecular function (GO): protein binding
Source: RefSeq, a predicted model, not a curated record
AGAAGAUAGAGAGAGAAUAGAGAGAGAAGAAGAAGUUUGACUCGGUUCCGUUGGAUUGCGACCUUCGACUGGAAGCAAAGGGUUAUUAACAAUGGCGGGCGACGCACGGAUUGAUUUCUUUAGUCGCGAAUCAGAGACGACUGACGUUGACUCCGGAUAUCCGACUCCCUGCAAAACGCCAACCGCAAGCCUCCAACCCUCCACGUCCUUCGCAGCCAUCGCCGUCGCUGACGAUCGGCCUCGAGCGCGUCGUUUCGUGUUGCGAAGACGAACCGGUCGUGCCGAUUUCUCACACCCGCUCGAUCGAAGGAAGAUGACAGGCGACUGGUAGCUGAUGAAUUGGUCUUGAGGUUCGUUAUCGUCCGGGCGUGAGUGUGUGCUUUGUCUCGGUCGUCUUCGUGUUUACUCGUACCUUUGCCGUCUGGGACGGAGUGAUAAUGAGGGAGUUACACCGUUUGCUUCGCUGCUGUUGCUCGGUCUUUUGAAUUUUCUCCGUCUUCAUUCCUCGUGGUUCCGUUGAAUUCUCCUAUUUAUUUAUGCUUUCCUUCAGCUUCUCCAAAUGAGCCUACCCUCUGAAUCCCUUGUUAGCUUCUUUCUUGGCUGAUUCUCUCUCUCUCUCUCUCUCUCUCUCUCUCUCUAGAGAUACAUGGACAAGAGAGAUAGCAGCUUCGGUGAGCUUGUAUCAAAGCUUGAGGCCUCUAUUCGGGAUGUGGCUUCGAUGGCCAAGGGCUCUGAAACCGAGAGUGAGAAUCUGUUGGAAUUCGGAGUUCUGGCGGAGAAGUUCGUGCCCAUUCUCGAUGAUUUGAGCGAUAAUGAUAAGGCCAAAGGCUCAUCUCCUAUGCGAAAAGCGGUCGAGUCGCUCGACAAGGAGUUUGGGCGGGCUAAGGCUUUGAUUAGAAGCCCCAACGCAAGAGAAGCUGUGAAACAGAUUGAGGAUUUGACUCAUGAUCUCGGUCGAUCUUUGGGACUUGUGCUCUUUGCCAGACUCGAUAUCUCGACAGAAAUCAAACAGAAAAUCAGCGCUUUGCACAGAGAGUUGAUGAACACCAAUUUCACCACCAGUCAAAUUACCAGUUCAAGCACCAGCAGUGAAAUGGGAUUUUAUAGCGAAUCAGAGGUGGAGGAGGAGGAGGACAAUAUUGUAGAAGAGGAGAGAAUUAAUCUCGAUAUCAACGACUUGGUUUUGCAACUGAAGUAUGGCGACGAUGAUCAGCUCAAAUGCGCCCUUCUAGGGUUGCAACAUGUAGUUAAUGGAAAGGUGGUGAAUCAAGAAUGGAUUAGUGAACAUUCUAUUGUUCCCAUCCUAAUUAACAGAUUGAGUGUGGGCAAGCAGAAUAGCCGGCUGACUGUCAUGCGGAUAUUGAGAACCCUCGCUUCACAGGAUGCCAUAAACAAGGAGAAAAUGGCAGAUGAUGGUUCUUUAUCAGUGCUAGUAAAGUCUUUGGCACGGGAUGUGGAAGAGAGACGGGAAGCGGUGGGGUUGUUGCUUAGUCUCUCGGAUCUUAACGCAGUCAGGAGGCGAAUUGGCAGACUACAAGGCUGUAUUGUUAUGUUGGUGGCUGUGCUUAACAGCGAAGAUUCGAUUGCCUCAAAUGAUGCGUGCAAAUUAUUAAAUGCUUUGUCUAGCAAUACACAGAAUGCACUUCAUAUGGCUGAAGCUGGAUAUUUCAAGCCACUCGUGCAGUACCUGAAAGAAGGUUCUGACAUGAGCAAAAUUCUUAUGGCUUCUGCUCUUUCGCGGAUGGAGCUGACCGAUCAAAGUAAAGCUUCUCUUGGGGAAGAUGGGGCAAUAAAUCCCCUUGUCAAAAUGUUCAGUGCAGGGAAGCUUGAAGCUAAGCUGUCUGCAUUGGGUGCACUGCAUGACCUAUCCAGCUCGACAGAGAAUAUCCAGCGUUUAGUCAGCUCUGGUAUUGUAGGCUAUCUACUUCAGCUACUUUUCUCUGUGACAUCGGUUCUGAUGACUCUCCGGGAGCCUGCAUCAGCUAUUCUUGCUCGAAUUGCUCAUUCAGAAUCAGCUUUGGUCAAUCCAGAAGUGGCUCAACAGAUGCUCUCACUUUUGAAUCUGUCAAGCCCAACAAUCCAGUGUCACCUCUUACAAGCUCUCAACUCCAUAGCAGCCCAUCCUAGUGCAUCCAAAGUUAAAAGGAAAAUGAGGGAGAAGGGUGCAUUUCAACUUCUCCUUCCCUUUCUCACUGAAAGUAACCCUAAAAUAAGAACCGACGCAUUGAAAUUACUUUACACUCUUUCUAAAGAUUCACCAGAAGAGUUGGGAGAGCAGCUGGGAGAAUCCCACUUAUUCACUCUGGUCAGCAUUACAGCGACCUCCAUAAGUAUGAUUGAAAAAGCUGCAGCAGUUGGCAUACUGAGCAAUAUCCCUAUUGCUGAUAAGAAAGCGACGGAUGCGAUGAAGACGGCAAAUUUACUGCCCAUUUUGUUGUCAGCAAAGAGUUCUAGUUCUGCGACUUCAACGUCCACAGAUCAGGCCGAGCUCUGGUUGGAAGAGAGCGUUGCAGGUGUACUGAUUCGAUUUACUAUCCCAUCUGACAAGAAAAUGCAACAUUUUUCUGCAGAACAUGGGGUUAUUCUUUCCCUUGUGAAGUUGCUAUCCAGCGGUUCACCACUUGCAAGAGCCAGAGCUGCAAAUGCGCUGGCUCAAUUAUCACAAAACUCAUUCUCCCUUGCAAAAUCUAAAAGAUCGAGGUGGUUAUGUGUGUCCCCUUCCUCUGAUGCACUUUGUGAAGUCCACGAAAGCUUCUGCAAAGUCAAAUGCACAUUUUGCAUUGUCAAAGCAGGCGCCGUUGCUCCACUGAUUCAUGCGCUAGAAGGCAAGGAGAGAGAAGCUGAUGAAGCUGUUCUAGAUGCGCUCGGAACUCUCAUCCAGGAUGACAAUUGCGAGAACGGGAGCAAUUACUUGGCUAAAAUAUCGGGUGUCGCAGCCCUGAUAAAAGUUCUGGAAUCAGGAAAUGUGAAGGCUCAAGAGAAAGCAUUAACAAUGCUAGAGAAGAUCUUCAGCAUUGAUGAGCACAGACUAAAGUAUGGAGCAUCUGCUCAGAUGGUGCUCAUUGAUUUGGCCCAGACUGCGAAUUCCAGAUUGAAAUCGACUGCGGCGAGAAUACUGGCACAGCUUGAACUCUUGCAAAUCCAGUCUAGCUACUUCUGAGAGGGACGCAUUUCGAGUGUAUUUUCAUCGCUUGUUAGCUUCACCUGGUUAUAAUUGGUCUCAGCUGGUAAGUUACUUAAGUGGAAGAAGCAUGGAAACUCCUCGCUGUAUAAAUUAUACAGUACUCAAACGAAAAAUUACUAUUUUUGUCAAAAUAAUAUGGGGUACUGUAAAUUUUGACAGGGAUAAAGUACAUAUGUAAUGUUAAUAUAGCUCACUUUGUGUUUCAUAAAAAAGUGAAAGUGUUUGUAGUUUUGAAGCACCUCAAGUAUGAUAGAAUGUAUUGGCAACUCGUCAUUUUCGAUUUCUAUUGUUUGAG